Messenger RNA from Lolium rigidum, 1325 nucleotides. Its product is annotated as uracil-DNA glycosylase, mitochondrial-like. Gene Ontology annotation, cellular component: mitochondrion; nucleus. The transcript is spliced from 7 exons. The coding region runs from base 1 to 924 and encodes 307 amino acids. The record is from RefSeq and is a predicted model, not a curated record. NCBI's taxonomy places the organism in Eukaryota, Viridiplantae, Streptophyta, Magnoliopsida, Poales, Poaceae. Gene Ontology annotation, biological process: base-excision repair, AP site formation via deaminated base removal; base-excision repair. Gene Ontology annotation, molecular function: uracil DNA N-glycosylase activity.
AUGGCGCCGCCGCCGUCACCUCCCACCGCCCCCAAAACCAUCGCCGACUUCUUCGUCCGCCCCGCCAAGCGCCUCCGCUCCAGCGCGACCGCCACCGUCAUCCCCGCCGCCUCCCUCUCCUCCUCCCCCAGCCCCUCCUCGCUCUCGCCGGAGCAGCGUCGCCGCGCCGACACCAACCUCGCCCUCGCCCGCGCGCGCCGCAACCUCCGCCUCGCCGAGUCCAAAGCGUCCGGGGGCGCCGCGAAGCUGGAGGAGCUGCUCGUGGAGGAGACGUGGCUGGAGGCGCUGGACGGGGAGCUGCGCAAGCCCUACGCGCUCGACCUCUGCCGCUUCGUCGCUCAGGAGCGGACGCUCGGCAAGGUGCCGGUCUACCCGCCGACCCACCUCGUCUUCCACGCGCUCCACACCACCCCCUUCAAUAACGUCAAAGCCGUCAUCAUCGGCCAGGAUCCAUACCAUGGUCCUGGUCAGGCCAUGGGAUUGUCGUUUUCAGUACCAGAGGGGAUCAAAAUUCCUUCAAGCUUACAGAACAUGUUUAAAGAGCUGCAUAAAGAUCUAGGUUGUACUGUCUCAUCCCAUGGGAAUUUGGAAAGAUGGGCUGUGCAGGGUGUUCUUAUGCUCAAUACUGUGCUAACAGUGAGGGAGCACCAAGCCAACUCUCAUGCCAAGAAAGGAUGGGAGCAGUUCACUGAUGCUGUCAUUAAGACAAUAUCAGAAAAGAAAUCAGGAUUAGUUUUUCUUCUCUGGGGAAACUCAGCUCAAGCUAAGAUAAGACUAAUUGAUGAAACUAAACAUCACAUUUUAAAGUCUGCCCAUCCAUCAGGCCUGUCUGCGCACAGAGGUUUCUUUGGAUGCAGGCACUUUUCGCAGACGAAUCAGAUCCUGGAGAGGCUAGGGCUAUCCACCAUCGACUGGCAGCUCUAGAUGGCCAUUGGAAGACACCAUGUGACCUGUCCGCAUGCCCGAUAACCACCGCAGUCCAUUCCAUGGAAGGUAGAUGUCGCGAGGUCCAUCGUCCUGGGCCAUCAUUUUGCAGCACAACUUGAACCACUUGGCUGCAGGAAAUGCUACUCUACUUGGUGCUGCUGCAUGUAUAGGGCAAACCCAACUUAGCUUCCUCUCUCACCCUCCGGUCAUACCCUACCUAUGAUGAUCUGAUUAUGUUACACAUUCAUGUCAAACGCUGAUGUUUUGUCUGCUUCGGCUGUCGUGUACGUGCAACUGCUCUGUACGACUAUAUGUCGGCUGCUGCUGAAUGUGUCACAUGGCAACUGGGCCUCUUUUAGGUGUUAUAAACUGCCGUAAAGUGAGAUCUUCCUUCCUCA